CGCGGAUCCGGCCACAAGACGGAGAGCGCGCGGACGCCGGGGCCCGUGCCGCGCGCCGCGGGGCGGACGCCCGUCCCCCCGCGGCGGCGCUGGGUCCCGCCCUCGCUGCGCGGCGACGCGGCCGACGCGGACGCGGCGCACGACCUCAUCCACCGCAAGGUGCGCGGCAUCCUCAACAAGCUCACGCCCGAGAAGUUCCGCAAGCUCAGCGACGACCUGCUGGCGCUGCAGCUGGACUCCGACCGCGCGCUCAAGGGCGUCAUCCUGCUCAUCUUCGAGAAGGCGCUGGACGAGCCCAAGUACUCCUCCAUGUACGCGCAGCUGUGCAAGCGCCUCAGCGAGGAGGCGCCUAACUUCGAGCCGCCCGGCCAGCCCUGCACCUUCAAGCUGCUGCUGCUCAACAAGUGCCGCGCCGAGUUCGAGAACCGCGCGCAGGCCUUCGCGGCCUUCGGCGAGCGCGCGCUGGCGCCCGAGGACGAGGAGCGCCGCCACCUGGCCAAGUGCAAGAUGCUGGGCAACAUCAAGUUCAUCGGCGAGCUGGGCAAGCUGGAGAUCCUGGCCGAGUCCAUCCUGCACCGCUGCAUCCAGGCGCUGCUGGCGCGCCGCGCUGCCGCCGAGCAGCAGGAGGACCUCGAGUGCCUGGCGCAGCUGGUGCGCACCGUGGGCCGCGUGCUGGACUCGGAGCGCGGCCGCGGCCUCAUGGACCAGUACUUCCGGCGCAUCGAGACGCUGAGCGCGGCGCGCGAGCUGGCGCCGCGCCUGCGCUUCAUGCUGCGCGACGUGGUGGAGCUGCGCCGCUCCGGCUGGGUGCCGCGCGCCGCCGCCGCCGCCGAGGGGCCCGUGCCAAUGCACCAGCUGCGCGGCGACGAGCCGCGGCGCGAGCGCGAGCCGCCCUUCCGCGGCGGCCGCUCGCGCCCGCUGGACGACGUGCUGGCCGGCCUGGCGCUGGCGCCUCAGGACCGCCUGCUGGGCAACGGCUUCCGCGAGCCGCGCCGUGCGCCCGGCUACUUCCCGCGCCACAAGCCCGCCGCCGCGCCGCGCCGGGCCGCGCGCGCGCCGCCCAGCAGCCUGCAGGAUGUGCAGAUGCGCCCGCCCUCCAACGCGCUGCUGUUCACAGCCACGCGGCUGUCGCGCCCCGCCGCGCCGCCGCUGGCGCCGCUGCCCGCCUUCGCCGCCAAGCCGCCGCCGCCCAAGGAGCCCGCCCUCGCCAUCGCCAUCAAGCCGCAGCCCGACAAGCGCGACAAGCCCAAGAAGGACAAGGCCCUCAACAAGGAGGAGGCGUGCCGCCUGGCCAUCGAGGCGGUGAACGCGCUGGCGGCGCGCGCGCCCGUCGCGCCCGACGCGCCCGACGCGCCCGAGCCCGAUGACGCGGAGCCCGAGCCCGACGACGAGCCCGCGCUGCAGCGCCUGCGCGACCUGCAGCUGCCCGACAAGGUGCUGCGGCGCGUCGUGGCCGCCGUGCUGGAGCACGCGCUGGCGGCCGAGCUGCCCGCCGGCGCGGGCGGCGACGACGACGCGGCCGUGCACGCGCUGUGCGCCGCCGCCGCGCGCGUCCUGCGCGGCGUCACGCGCGCCGCGCCCGCCGAGCUGCGCGCGCUGCUGGCGCGCCACCCGCACGCGCGCCUGCCCGCGCUGCUGGCGCACGCCGCGCUGCGCGGCCUGCUGUCGCUGGGCGAGCUGGGCGCGUGGUGCGAGGGCGGCGCGCACGGCGCGCUGCUGCUGGACGCGCUGGUGGCGCUGAGUCGCGCGGCGGGCGGCGAGCGCGCGGCCGCGCUGGUUGCGCGCGCCAAGCUGGACGUGUGCGCGCACGUGGCGGAGCGCGAGGCGGGCGCGGCGGCGGCGCUGGAGGCGCUGGAGGCGCGCGGGCUGGGCGCGCUGGCGCCGCAGCUGCGCGUGCGCGCGGCACUGGCGCGGCAGCUGGCCGCGGACCCCGCGCCCGCCGCGCUGUACCGCUGGAUCCGCGCCAACGUGGACGCGGCCGUGCGCGCCGACGCGGGCUUCGUGAGCGGCGCCGUGCUGCUGCUGGCGCAGCGCGCGACGGCGGCGGCGGGCGCGGGCGGCGCGGCGCCGGAGCGCGCGGCGCUGGAGCGCGAGCGCGCGCUGGCGGAGGAGUACGCGCCGCUGCUGCGCGCGCUGCUGGAGGGGCGCGCGGAGCUGCAGCUGGCGGCGGUGUACGCGCUGCAGCUGCACGCGCACGCGCUGCGCUACCCCAAGGGGCUGCUGCUGCGCUGGUUCAUGUACCUCUACAACCUGGAGGUGUGCGAGGAGGACGCCUUCCUGCGCUGGCGCGAGGACGUCACCGACGCCUACCCGGGCAAGGGCGAGGCGCUGUUCCAGGUCAACACGUGGCUGACGUGGCUGCAGCAGCAGGAGUCGGAGGACGAGGAGGCGGAGGACUAGCCGUCGCCGCUGCCGCCGCCGCCGCCGCCGGUCGACGCCGCACCGCUUUUAUUUGCGCUCAUCUCAUAUAAAUAUAAUUAAGCGAAAUAGUUUAAAUAGCUCCCCUCGUUACCCUUUAGCGCCCGAAGCGCGCGCGGCGCCGGCUCCGCGAGGUCCCGCUCGCCCCGCGCGAGGCCCUCCGCCCCGUGCGCGAGGCCCCGCUCGCCCCGCGCGAGGCCCUCGGCCCCGUGCGCGAGGCCCCGCUCGCCCCGCGCGCGCCUCCGCUGCUAAAUAGGUCAAUUUUAGGUUAAACUAAACUACGUAAACGAAUGUUAGUAUCUCGAGAUAAUUUUUUGUAGACCUUUUACUCGAUUUUGAUACUUUUACAAAUGUAUACAAUGUAUAGUGGUCGUCGCUCGUACGGUUGCACGUGUCGCCCCCCCCCCCCCCCCCCCCCCCCCCCCACCCGGCCCCGCUCCGCCCGCCGCCUGCACGGAGCGUUCUAGUUAAAAUUGUAAAAUAUGAUAUCUAUCAAGAAGUUAAAUCAAUUUUAUUAUUAUGAUUGUGAUCGUUUAUUUACAAUAAAUACUAAAUGGAUGUAGUGGAUAAACUAAGAAUGCUUAAAUUUCACUGUAUUAUCAGAUUUUAGGGUUUUAUAACGAAAUAAACAGAAAACUACAAAAAAAGUUUCCUCAGACGAGAAAUGCGUGUUGAUGAGUGAUUUGUAAUAAAAAGUUGUGAAGUGAUGCAAACUUAUAAAUAUAUUGUAACAUUGGUCAAUAUGUAUUCACGAUGAGAAUAAACUUCAGUGUAAUUUAUUACAUAA
Molecule: messenger RNA, 3205 nt
Organism: Maniola jurtina (meadow brown)
Lineage: Eukaryota; Metazoa; Arthropoda; Insecta; Lepidoptera; Nymphalidae
Gene: NAT1
Product: eukaryotic translation initiation factor 4 gamma 2
Exons: 4
Coding region: 310-2400 (696 amino acids)
Cellular component (GO): eukaryotic translation initiation factor 4F complex
Molecular function (GO): mRNA binding; protein binding; translation initiation factor activity
Source: RefSeq, a predicted model, not a curated record